Molecule: messenger RNA, 612 nt
Organism: Penicillium maclennaniae
Lineage: Eukaryota; Fungi; Ascomycota; Eurotiomycetes; Eurotiales; Aspergillaceae
Exons: 1
Coding region: 1-612 (203 amino acids)
Source: RefSeq, a predicted model, not a curated record
AUGGCGCUUCUGAAGAUCUACGGCCUUCCUGAGCGUCAGAUUAACAUCAACGAGUAUGCCAAUUCAGCCGAGCAGAUCCCAUCUGGCGCAGCCUGGUGGAUCUCCCGACUGGAACGCUACGAUACGUUUGGAUUGCGUGGUAACUGGCUCAGCGGUUGGAGCCUGCACGACCUCUUUGCGAAUCUUCUCACCAAAACCUCCGAUCCUUUGAACUAUAACGCGACAGACUAUACGUCGGCUCCGGAAUAUCAGGUAUACAAGUAUUACAAUCUAAACAUGACGGGCGAGUGUGUGGAGACUUCCGGCACUGGCGAUCGUUUAUUUGACGUGUACGCGACUGUUGAUUCCGAUAAAGUGCGUAUUCUCUCUGGAGCGCGCGUUACUGCUGGUAACUGGCAGAUCACCGUACGCAGUAUGUCUUCGGUCGGACUGCCAAGUCAUGGCUCUGUUAAUAUUCAAACCUGGGGUUUCGCGGGCACAUCUGUAUAUGAUGAGGUCGAUGCUCCCAGUGACCGAGGCAUUGUUUCGCACGCGUAUUCUGGUGACACGUUGACAUUCCCCAUAUACCAGACCGAUGCCAAUACCGCGUGGGCAUUCGAGUUCAGUCGCUAG